AUGCCCUUUACGCCAUACACCUCGCAGACCAUUCUGCCGUCAGCUAAUGGUGUAGUCGAUCAGCAGCAUGCUUCAAUACAACAGCAACAACAACAACAACAACCCACUUCCUUCUUUACACGACGUCCUACUGCACCUUCACCCGUUGGCUCUCCUCCUGAUGUCAACCCAUCCUUGCCACCAAGUCCACCAUCACGAUUCAACACUCUAUUGCCUUCAGCAAGCAACGCUGCCUCGACAUCUUUCACCAUUGACGCGGUAGAAGCUUGGGACACCAAUCUCUAUCUCGGCACAUCGGAUGGUUGUGUAUUGCACUUUAUACUCGAAGAACAAUCCAAACCCGGCGAGGUUCCAUAUGCUUCUCGACUUGAGAACAAGAUCAAUCUUGGCUUUGGUCGCAAAUCUAUCGAGCGAAUUCUUGUUAUACCCCAAGUAUCAAAGGCCGUUGUGCUUUGUGAUUCUACCUUGAGCUUUUACUGGUUACCUGCAUUUGCUCCCAUUCCCGUAUCCUCGAUACCACAUAUCAAAGGAGUGUCAUGCUUUGCCCAUAAUGUCGCUGAAGAAGGUCGUAUUGGAGAGGAUGGUACCAUUGAGUUAUGUGUCGUGAAGCGACGCGUCCUGCAGAUAUACAAGGUCGGCGAACUUGUACAAAUCAAAAAGGAAAUGCCACUACCAGAUGGAGCUAUCACUUUGGCACGUCAUGGAAGAAACCUUUGCCUUGCAGACUAUAAUCAUUACAAGCUGAUCAAUUUGCUUAUGCCGAAUCCGACACCUUUGAUCCCGACGCCUCAAGUCACCAUCUCUUCACCUACAAUGCUUGGCGCUGGUUCACAAACCGUACCAAAACCUGUGCUCACUGUCAUUCGGCCCGAUGAGUUCCUGGUUGUCAGUGGGAGCAUUUUUACCGACUCGCAUGGAUCUCCUAUUCGUGGUACACUUCAAUGGGCUAGCUAUCCAAAAGCCUUAUGCGUCGAGUUCCCUUACAUCGCAGCACUGUUACGUAACGGCACAAUCGAGAUACACAACAUUCUUGAUCAGCGUCGACUGCAAGUAAUCACUUUUCCACAAUCAUUCGAAGCACGUGGCAUGUCAUUUGGUCAUGGUAUCAAGGUGUGGAUGGAAUCAAUGGCAGAAAGGUUACGAAGACGACCCUAUGCGCACAUCAAUGAUGAGGAGCUCGAGAGUGAUUUGAAACGCCAAGUGUCAAAAUUCUCUACCGUACCUGCAAGGAUUUUGAUUCAUGGUCGUGACAGUGUGGCAGCACAAAUCGUGACCCCCCUCGUGGUGCAAGUGGACAAUUUGUUGGAUGAUCGAAGAUUGGAAGAGGCAUUGGAUAUGGCGGAUCAAGCAAGGAAUACCAUGUCAACCGAAAACAACGUUUACGUGGAGCGUAUGCAAUCCGAGCUUGAUUACAUCUAUCAGAAGGCAGGCCUACUUUUGCUCCAAGAAACAGUUUUUGAAGACGCCUUCACCCUUCUAUCCAAAGGAAACAUUGAUCCUCGCAUGGUGAUCCAUCUUUUCAGUGAUUUGGCAGCAUCAAGUCGUGUCAACGAGUCACCUUACGUCCUUUUAUUUGAUGGCGUGUAUGGUCUAUUGGAACGUACUGGAAGGAUUGAAGAUAUGGUCGCCAAGACGAUGGAAAGGAAUUAUUCACCACAUUUGGAAGAGGAUCAUCAGAGGUCGAGCCCAACAAUGGAACUACGACGUGUUUUGUUACGCAAUGCUCGCGAGGCGCUUGAAAAGUAUCUAACGAUUGAGAGGGGGAAGCGCCGGAUGUUGAUUGGUAAAGGAGAUACAGUGUGCAAGGCAAUUGAUACAGCACUUCUCAAGCUCUUUGUGACAAACGACCAAGAUGAUUCGAUACACCGGCUACUCGAACGACCCAAUGAUUGCUCACUAGAGGAUUGUGUCAAUACGCUGAUUCGAUCCAAGAAAUAUUACGCCCUAUCCAUCUUGUAUCAAUCAAAGCAUAUGUAUGAGAAGGUGCUUGAGACGCUGACCAAGAUUUACAUGGGCGAGUUGCCAGAUACCCGCUUUACCAAUGGUUUGGAGCAAAUCAAACGACUGCUUUUACGUGAUAUCAGCCCCGAGCAUUUGCCUAUGCAUGCGUUAAUGCAAUAUGCUUGGUGGGUUACGGAGCAAAAUCCUGUCGAUGGUGUUGAGAUUUUUGUACGAUCACCACGUGCCAAGGAGAUGGAUUCCUCUGAAAUCUUGGAGAAGCUUGAGCAAUUUGGAGAUGAAGCAGUGCGUUCUUAUUUGGAUUACCUUGUCACCACACGCAAGAGCAAAGAACCCAAACACCAUACACGAUUAGCGCUCACGUACGUGCGAUCCGUCAUUCUGGAGUUGGAAGCCGUAUCCAAAGAUACAUUGCAUGAGCUGGUUGAGGAAUACAAGCAAACAGUGAAUCCAUCCAAUGUCAGCGAGAAUGAAAUGACCUUUGUUGGAUACUUGGGCGCACAUCAGCAAUCGAGUUUGGUUCGCAGACGGCUGUUGCUUAUUCGUUUGCUGCAACGAUCAGAAUUGUAUGAUCCUGGAGCUUUGUUGGAGGCUAUUGAAAAGGCUGGGCCUUUGGAUAUCGAAAAAGUAAUCGUUUAUGGGAGGAUGAAAAGGCAUGAAGAUGCAUUACGGAUAUUGAUUCACGAUCUUGGUGAUUUCGUCGGUGCUGAGACGUAUUGUGUAACCAAGGGACAAAGCACAGGGACUGUACCUGCAAUUAUUAUGCAGGAAUCGGUUACACCAGCAAGAACAUCUUCGUUGAGCAAAAAACAAGUGGUCAAGAAAAAGCAACAGGAGGAAGAUGCUAUACCUUUGCCGGAAUUACCAGAGGAAAACGAUGAACGAAGGGCACUAUUUUCGAUGCUACUCCAAACAUACCUAAGCAUCAAAGACAGUCAACUCAUGUUGGUCCGUACUAUGCAUCUCCUUACUACUCAAGGCUACUACUUGGAUAUUCUCGAGGUGCUAGACUUAAUACCGGAUGACUGGCCAAUUCAAAUGCUGCAAGAUUUUCUCAUUCGAUCCCUUCGUCGCUCGCUGCAUGAUCAUCGCAACAGCCAAAUCGUUGUUAGCUUAAGUCGUGGUGAAAAUGUCAUGGCCAAUAGCCAAGUAAUCGAUCUUUAUAAGGACAUUGGUCCGAUCUAUGUGGAUCCGCAAUCUGAAUGCCACAAGUGCCAUCAAUACCUGGGCGAUAGCAUUGUUGUACGAGAGCAUCGACAUGGCCAUUUGCUCCAUUUGACGUGUGCCAAAGCAGCAGGGCUAGUCAAAGCCGACGAAUGA
This is a messenger RNA of Lichtheimia ornata, 3279 nucleotides long. RefSeq lists its product as uncharacterized. The record is from RefSeq and is a predicted model, not a curated record. Gene Ontology annotation, cellular component: cytoplasm; fungal-type vacuole membrane. The coding region runs from base 1 to 3279 and encodes 1092 amino acids. Lineage: Eukaryota; Fungi; Mucoromycota; Mucoromycetes; Mucorales; Lichtheimiaceae. Gene Ontology annotation, biological process: vesicle-mediated transport; endosomal vesicle fusion; autophagy. The transcript is spliced from 14 exons.